AUGACCACCAAGACGGAGGAUGGCUGUGGUGAAACGCCGACAAAAGUUUACCGGCUACAUGAAGUACAACAACAUAAAGAUAAUUCUUCUACUUGGAUGAUUAUUGAUAAUAAAGUCUACGACAUUACUAAAUUCCUGGAUGAGCAUCCUGGUGGGGAGGAAGUAUUACUAGACCAAGCAGGUGGAGAUGGAACUGAACCAUUUGAAGAUGUUGGCCAUUCCAGUGAUGCACGGAUUAUGAUGAAAAAUUUUUAUUUAGGGGAACUUCAUGAAGAUGACAGAAAAGAAAGACCAAAAAUUUCAUUCCUCCCUCCCAACAGUGACCACAAAAUAAAACCUUCAGAGAUUUGUACAAAAUCCAACAAUUUUCUAUCUCUAUCAUCACCCACUCAACCAAUUGAAGUUCCGUUUAGCAGAAACAGUUGGACCAAUUGGAUUGUUCCUAUAGGAAUUGCACUUGCUGUAGCUCUACUUUACCGCUAUGUGACAUCACCUGGAUAUUCCUCUUAG
Molecule: messenger RNA, 510 nt
Organism: Acanthosepion pharaonis
Lineage: Eukaryota; Metazoa; Mollusca; Cephalopoda; Sepiida; Sepiidae
Source: the annotation of a GenBank genome assembly